Yamadazyma tenuis ATCC 10573 is the source of this 2147-nucleotide messenger RNA. RefSeq lists its product as uncharacterized. Lineage: Eukaryota; Fungi; Ascomycota; Pichiomycetes; Serinales; Debaryomycetaceae. The record is from RefSeq and is a predicted model, not a curated record.
AUAACGGAGGCCAGGCGAUUGCAACUGCAAUAAACACCAAUAUUUCACUGGGGAAACACAAUGAAGGUGACACUUCUAGCAGAUGUCCAAGGUAACUGGGAUGAGGUUAAUGAACUCCAAACCGAGCCCGAUGAGGUUAUUAUCCACUCGGGCAAUUUUGGUUUUUGGGAUUCAGACACCAUUUUAAACUGUGAUUUCAACUAUUUGAAACAAUUGAUAUCAUUUCUGAGUAUAUUAGACAAGGACAUGAUCGACGAUAUCAACGACAAAAUUAAUAUCAACCAAGUUCCAAACCAAGAAGUCAUUGAAGAUAUUAAGCAGAAGAUUGUGGGUCAAUAUGACUAUCUUGACGAUUAUAUUAGUGGUAAAAAGUCUUUUAGGGUACCAAUUUACACCAUUUUUGGGCCCAUGGAUGAUCCAGUAUUGGUGGAGAAGUUGGUCAAUGGCACCAUCCAAAUUAAGAACUUGAAUCUUAUCGACCAUACUAAAGGCUACAGCAUUCAGAGUCCAGGGCAACCGGACAUAAAGAUUUACGGGUUAAGCGGUAGGUUCAAAUUCCUAAACCUUUUUAAUUCGGGUGACUACACAAACAAGAUCAAUGGUAAAUUUGGAGAACUUUGGAUGACUCUACUUCAAAUCAGUGAGUUUUACCAGCUCAAUUCGAACAGUUUGAAUUCUAUCAAUAUUUUUGUCACUUAUAACUCCGUUAUGAAAAACCCGAUUCUCGAGUACUUGGCGAUGGUCACGAACGCCAAUUUCACUGUGAGUCAGGGUCUUCAUUUCAAGUUCCCCAUCAUCGGAAAUGAAAUGAGUUUUCUUAACUCCAUUGAAAACUUCAAGUUGAAGUUUUCCAAAUUUAGAAUUAAGUUUGGUGAGCUCUUCAAACUAAUUAAGGGUGACUUGAUGGAAUUAGAUGGAGACACCUCCAAGUCUUUGGAGACUGCUCUCGAGAUUUUGGAUGUGAUCCCCAUAAUCCACACCAACCAAAUAAUCCCAUUGACCUUGAAAGACACUGACGUCAAGCCCGAUAACGGGAUCUUGGAGGGCUAUGAAACUCUGAAAAAUGGACACAAGACUUCCAAGGAUUAUGAUACAAAUGCCAUGCUCAAUAAGAUCAAUGAGUUAUACUUUGAAAACUUCUACAAUUUAUGGCAUUUCAAUUUAUGUGACUUCAAAAUAGGAGACGAAAAAAAUGUGAUUAAUCUAGAUUAUGCCAAUGGUAAAGUCAACCUCCAUCAUUGUUAUAGUAGUGGGUUUGAUUUCAACUUCAAAACGGAUCAAAAAGACCUUGGUGAUGAGGAUGUUGAUCAUCUCAUAGAAACCAAUGACAUUGAAGAAGACCUAGAAGACGACGAUUUCGACGGUUUCCAACUCCCUACCCGAGGUAGAGGUAAAGGAAGGGGUAGAGGUCGUGGUCGUGCUAGAGGAAGAGGUAGAAGUCGUGCCAGGGGCCGUGUUAGAGGUAAGUUUAGAACGAUGUGACAAAGGUUCUUGUUUUCCCAACGUAGGGAAUUGGACAGCAUUAAGAUAAAACAGGACAUAGAGACCUUGAAAGGAAAAGUUGGAAGAAAUGGGCCAUCGAGAUAAUAAGACAAUAGAAGAGCCACGGGCCUAAAUGCUUGAUAUAAUAAUUAUGAUACAACACAUCAGCUGUUAAGAUGAGAAUAUAAAAGUGAUACGUAAAGUGUAUGCCUCUACGGAUAUUAAGACCAUUGGCAUCAAGAGAGUUUUAGAUCACUCAAGAGACCAUAAAUUCCUCUAGUGUUUGUGACGUCCAACCGCAAAUCUCAAAGAGGAUCAUACACUUGAAGUAACAAGCUAAAGUCAAUUCAAAAUGGAGAAACCAAUGCACGUCCCAUUGUGUCUGUAUUAUAUCGUAUAUCUGGUGUAUAUUCGUGUAUGUAUGAGCAGUAUGCAGUUGCAAAUAUGAAGAAUUUAAUGGUGGUGUUCAAAAGGUAAUUUCUGACCAAACAUCACUGGACCAUCUUGUUUGACUCUGUAGAAAAUGUAAAACCACAUGGUGGCACUCAAGAGUUUGGCUCCCCAUUUCAAACGAGGAUCUGUGUGUGGUACCGCAACAGCACCGUGCUUGACGUAAGCGUGACCGUGACCUGCCAUUAUUAUAAUUGAUGGGGAUUCUAUUGGCU